AUGAUGCGCCCACGGCCCGCGUCUUCCCUACAGAAGACGUACGAUGAAUGCUACUUGCUCUGUUCGACUGCGGUCUACUUUGAAGGCCAGAACAACGAAGAGGAAGCAUUGAGAUCCUGGCGGUCCGCUCUCGAUACGAUUUACCAUCACAAUGCUCGUCGGGUCCCGUCGAAUUAUACCCCCAAAUCCGAAACGGAGAAGGCCCUCCAAGAUUCUAUUCGUGCACUAGAGACCCAAUGCCGUGAGCGAGUCGAUCUGCUAUCGGCCCUUCGCGAGAGUCGGAAAGAAAGUGCCGAGGCCAACGGCGGAAAAGAACCAGCAACUCUUACCAAGGGUAAAUCUCCUGCAACUAUGUCCGCUCCGCCAUCUUCCAACCAUCCCGGCUGGAUUGGAGAUGGCACCAUCCCAGCAGUUGGCUAUACAGAUCUCUCGAAACCAGCCGCCAUACCUGGGAGACCUCCACCUCCGUCGAUGGGGAGACACAGUUCUGAUACUCUACAACCCUACGAUGACUCCCUCCCAUCUGGCUUGUCGCCGGCCGGCUCGCCUGCGUUACGAAUGAACUCAAACUCGUCCGACAAGACUAAAUCCCGCGGGUCAAGCCCUGAGCGACGAAAGAUCAUGCUGACGACGCUGCGCAACAAGGAUGGGAAGAAGAAAGAUAAAACGGCCAAAUCGAGUUCUAAGCGCAAGGAAACCCGACCGGUCGCCUCAAAAGCAGCUGGUCUUGCAUGGGGCAACCUCUACCGAUCAUCGUCGAUCGACAAGCCCUCGAAUGAUGCGGCGGUGGCUUCGUCUCGAAGUCUUGCCAAUGAUGCAAACGCUCGCCGAGAUGCUGAUCCAAAAUCAAGCUCCGGCGAAGAGCCUGUAUUGGCGCGGCCACGUCCGCAAAAGACAAAUUCUUCCACGGAUCGGAUUCCACCUGCAAAUUGGCGGGAGCCUAAACAUGCACCUGUUCCACGAUCUUCGCCCCGGCCAACUUCUCGAACAACCCCGCGUCAACUUCAAGCGGGCUCCGAUCCUCGUCGGUCCCAGCCUUCGGAACUGGCACCGGCACCAGUCAUCAUGCCCGACCCGAAAGAUUACGCAACCCCGUCAUCGCCCGGCCCAAAGCCAUCUAUCAAACCCAAGCCUGUGGCGCUGAGGUCGUCACUUCAGCCUCCACCACGCGUGACACAAAUGACCAAGUCAGAGGGUAAUUCCCGGUCAGCAACUCCUCGAAAGGACUCCGAGGCAACUACUCCGAGCAGCAAGCCGCGGACAAAAUCUGCGCCGAGGACAACACAAAGUGGACAAACAUCCUAUAUAUCGCCAUCAUCCGGUAGUGAUGAUAUUCAGCGUGGAAUGAACCGAAUGGCAAUCUCGGGGGCGAACGGCAGCAGCAACAGUGCGGUUCGGCGAAAGCCACCACCUGGUAAGCGCCGCGAGACACCACCAUCGAGCGACGAAGAAUCCUGGGAACAGCAUUCGUCAGAAGACGAAGACCAAGAAGCCCAAGAUAUUGUGGAAAUUAUGAACAAACUACCCAAGGGUGUUGAUCCCCAGUCAGCCCGUCAAAUCCUCAAUGAUAUCGUCGUUCGUGGCGACGAGGUACAUUGGGAGGAUAUUGCGGGACUGGAGCCGGCCAAAAAAGCUCUCAAAGAAGCUGUUGUCUAUCCAUUUCUCCGGCCAGAUCUAUUCUCUGGCUUACGCGAACCAGCUCGCGGCAUGCUUCUUUUCGGUCCUCCGGGUACUGGCAAGACCAUGCUUGCAAGAGCAGUGGCUACGGAAUCAAAAUCAACAUUUUUCUCUGUUUCUGCUUCAAGCCUAACAUCCAAAUGGCAUGGUGAAAGUGAAAAGCUUGUUCGUGCUCUAUUUGGACUGGCCAAGGCUCUAGCGCCAUCUAUCAUCUUUGUCGACGAGAUUGACUCCCUUCUAUCUGCGCGGUCAUCGGGCUCUGAACACGAAGCCUCGCGCCGGUCCAAGACUGAAUUUUUGGUACAAUGGUCAGACCUGCAGCGUGCCGCUGCUGGUCGCGAACAAUCGGCCCGGGACAAAAAGGAGGGUGAUGCCAGUCGAGUACUUGUAUUAGCAGCUACCAACAUGCCCUGGGAUAUCGACGAAGCAGCGCGUCGCCGCUUUGUCCGUCGACAAUAUAUCCCAUUACCUGAACACCAGGUCCGCGAACAACAACUGCGCACAUUGCUCAGUCACCAACACCACGAGCUGAGCGCCGAGGAUAUACAGGUUCUAGUCCAUGUAACAGAAGGCUUCUCUGGCUCAGAUAUAACAGCACUUGCCAAAGAUGCCGCCAUGGGCCCACUUCGCAACCUCGGCGAGGCUCUCCUCCACACGCCUAUGGACCAGAUCCGCCCAAUCAAGUUCCAGGACUUUGAAUCUAGUCUGUACUCCAUUCGACCUAGUGUCUCAUCUGAUGGGCUACGCAAGUACGAAGACUGGGCUAAAGAAUUCGGCGAGAGGGGCGGCUAG
Molecule: messenger RNA, 2469 nt
Organism: Penicillium cosmopolitanum
Lineage: Eukaryota; Fungi; Ascomycota; Eurotiomycetes; Eurotiales; Aspergillaceae
Exons: 3
Coding region: 1-2469 (822 amino acids)
Molecular function (GO): ATP binding; ATP hydrolysis activity
Source: RefSeq, a predicted model, not a curated record